AUGGAUCAACCAAGUGUUAACUUUUUUGGUCGAGUUAUCCCAAAAGAUGUUUUCUUUGUUCGUUUAUUUUAUUUACUUUAUUUUGCAUCAUUUGGCUCAUUAUUUCCUUUAUUAGCUGUUUAUUUUAAACAACUCGGCCUUUCAGCUGCCCAGGCAGGAAUUCUUUUAGGUUCUAGACCUAUCGUUGAAUUUGUUGCAAGUCCUUUUUGGGGAAGUUUUGCUGAUCGGUUUAAAAAAGUUAAAUUACUUUUAUUAUUUUCUGUUGGAUCAAUGAUUGUUUUCACUUUAGCUGUUGGUUUUGUGCAACCCUUAACCCCUUAUUGUGUUGUACUUGACAAAAACAAUACUGGAGGGGAAUGUAAAUUUUUGGUUCCAGCAAGUAAAAUAAUUAGAGGUGGGGCUCUGGGGUAUAUUAAAAAAGUUGCUGAUAUUGGAAGAAGGAGAAAAAGAGAUAUUCUUUCAAUAAUUGAUUUAUCAACUUUUGAUAAUAAUGAUGAUUUUGUUUAUGGAAAAGCACCAGAAUAUAUAACAAAAGAAAAAGUUUGUGAUUAUGAUGAAAAUCUUUAUGGAGUUCUUGUAUCACCUCCCCACAGCACAAGAGUUUAUCGAGAACAGGCUGUAGAGCAAGCUUUUAUGCUUCUUUGGUUACUUAUUGCUUUAGGAGAAUUUUUCUCUUCCCCUACACUGCCAUUAGCCGAUAGUUACACGUUGAGUUUAGUCACUGAAACUCCAAAAGAUUUUGGAAAAUUUCGAUUAUAUGGAAGUGCCGGUUGGGGAUUUUCAAUGCUUUUAAUGGGCAUUGGACUGGAUUUCUCUGAUACUUUUCAUAAUCACCCAUGCCCUACUAAAAAUACAACAGAACGAAAUUAUACUUUAUGUUUUGUAACAUGUACUUUAUUUGCCUUAACUUCAAUGGCCAUAAUUACACAAUUCCGUUUUCCCCAAUCUUCAGAACAACAUCGACCAGAUGAAGUUAAUGGUCUAGUUAUGGAUACACGAAUUGAAGAACUUGACCCAACAGUUGCACAAAAAACAAGAGCAAAGCAAUUAAAUGCAAAAACAGAGGAGGGGACAGAUUGGAAAAAUGCAUUAAAGGCAAUGUUGUUAAAUAUCCAUUUUGUUGCUUUCCUUCUUGGAAUUAUUUGUAUCGGAUUUGGGGCUGGAAAUGCUUUUGCUUUCCUUUUUUGGCAUUUACAAGAUUUGGGGGGUUCUCCUUCACUUUUUGGAAUGGCUUCUGUUGCAAAUCAUGCAGCUGAAAUUUGUUCUUUUUUCUAUGCUUUUAAAGUUAUUAAUAAACAUGGAUAUAUUAAAACUUUGUAUAUUUGUUUAGGGACUAAUGUUGCUAGGUUUUUAAUUCUUUCUUGGAUUUCUAAUCCUUGGCUAGUUCUUCCUCUUCAAAUACUUCAAGGAAUUGUACAUUCUAUUAGUUGGGCUAUGGCUACAUCUUAUGUUUCAAUUGUUUCUCCUCCACAUUUAAAAGGAAAUAGUCAACAUAUUUUAACAAUAUUUUAUCACGGUCUAGGUCGUGGUGUAGGUCCUAUAAUUGGUGGAUUUUUUAUUCGUUCAUAUGGAACACGUGCUUGGUUUGCUCUCCUAGCAUUUAUUACUCUUUGCAUUUUGGGAGCUUUUUAUGCCGUUAAUUUAAAAUUAAAAAAUGCAGCAGUUAAAUAUGGAGGUUUUGAUGCUUUUGAUGAUGAAGUUGGGGGUGGGGGGAAUUUAGCCCCUCAAGGGUUACCAAUGCAUCGAUUAGGUGAUAAUAAAAUAACUGAAGCAUUUAACCAAACACCGGUUGCUAGUCAAAGCUAUGGAGCUUUAGAUGGUUUGGCAACAAAUAAUGGUAAUACAAGAGAUGAACGUGAUGAUGCUUAUGAUAGAUAUGUUACUGGAAAAAAUUAA
This is a messenger RNA of Meloidogyne enterolobii, 1896 nucleotides long. NCBI's taxonomy places the organism in Eukaryota, Metazoa, Nematoda, Chromadorea, Rhabditida, Meloidogynidae. The record is from the annotation of a GenBank genome assembly.